AUGCUUUCUAAACUCUUGAAGCAUGGGACAUUAACGAUAGAUACAGAUUUAUGUGUUACAUGCGCCGAUGAUUUGUCUUUGUCAAGAUACCAUGCUGUAAAACACUCUUCUUCCAGAACCUUCUUCUCAAUCCCCUCUUUCAAUUCUGCUACCUGCAUUCUUCACAAUGAACCUCACAACAACCAUAUCCUGCAUUUAUCAACAUCUUUUACUAGGAGGAAGCUCAAUCUUACUCUUCUUCUCACAACUUUUCUUUCGAGCAAUUUAUCAAACACUAGUGGUGCAUUCUUGAUGGCUCAAGAGUUGGACUUGGAGCUUCACAGAUACACUGAUUCGAAGGAAGGUUUCACUCUUCUUAUACCCUCUUCUUGGACUAAGGUUGAUAAAGCUGGGGCAACUGCUUUGUUUCAAGAUGCAAGUAUGGGGAGCAACAACAUUGGGGUUGUUGUGAACCCAGUUCGUCUUGCAAAUCUUGGAGACUUCGGGAGCCCCGAGUUUGUUGCUGAUAAGCUUUUACAAGCAGAAAGGCGUAAGGAAAGUACAAAGGAAGCUAAAUUAAUUGCAGCUUCAGAAAGAUCAGGAAAUGGAGAUUUGCAAAUUUAUGAAUUUGAAUACACCAUUGAUAGUACUCGUGGAGGAAAGAAGAGGAUAUUUUCUGCAGCAUUUGUGACCUCAAAGAAACUCUAUCUUCUUAACAUUGUUCAUUCUGAUAAACCAGAGAGUCCUCUUGAACCAUAUAAAAGAAUGAUUUUAGAGCAAGUUCUCCAUUCCUUUAAUGCAGCAGCUUAAAACUUUGAAAUGAAAAUCUCAUUUCUUCUCUGAUUAUUCUC
Molecule: messenger RNA, 830 nt
Organism: Arachis ipaensis
Lineage: Eukaryota; Viridiplantae; Streptophyta; Magnoliopsida; Fabales; Fabaceae
Product: psbP domain-containing protein 2, chloroplastic-like
Biological process (GO): photosynthesis
Cellular component (GO): extrinsic component of membrane; photosystem II; photosystem II oxygen evolving complex
Molecular function (GO): calcium ion binding
Source: RefSeq, a predicted model, not a curated record